AUUCCGAGUGAGAUAGAAAACCAAGGCUGUGGGUGUCCUUAGUAAAUGACGUACAACUUCUGAUUUGUGAGUCUUCUUUUUCCCGUUUUAAAAAUGCGUUGCAAAGGUGUGAGGAUCAGAAGCAUAUAAGAAAAUUUGGGGAAGAAAACAAUCCACUAAUACAUACUGAGACUAUUCUGCAUUGCUUGUAUUUUCUUUAUGCCUUGGGCAGGCUGCAGCACGUCACGCUGCUUAAGACUCAGAUGCCCUGAGCGAGGAUAAGGGGGAUUAUGUUCCUUAGGCAUGGGAGUGUGGGCCUGGCGAAAGGAAAAGAGGAGUUUUAGAGGAGAAAGAGGAGAAUUUGUUUAGUCAUCGAAGAUCUGUAGCUCAGGGUCUCCCCUCUUCCUCUUCAAAAGGCUGCAGCAGCGUCAAAGUCGCUUUCCCAGGAUCCGCCGUAGCGCAGUCGCUGCCUCCUCAGCCUGUUUGAUGGCGAGUUUCGGCUUUGCGCCUGUAGCCGCCUCCAACUCCCGGCAUGCUGUUGGGCGUGGGGCCGGCACGCAGACUCCAUUUCCCAGCCUGCCCCGGGGCUCGGUCCGGACGUGCCGGCGCCUAUAAGAGCCAGAGCGCUGCGGCCAGAGCCUAUUGUUAGCCGGAGCCGGGGCGGUUCUGGGCGGAUGCUGCCGGGGGCGCCCGACUUGCCGGAGCCGCCCGCCCUCCGCCGCCUGCCGGCCGACCUGCCCACCCACCGUCCCUCCCCGCCCUGCCGCCUGGGAACUCCCAGACCGUCUCCGCGGCCCCGGGACUCUCUCUGUCCUCCCUCCCUCCCACUCGGGCUAGGGCGGCGGCGGCGGCGGCGGCGGCGGCGGCAGAGACCAUCACGGGAGGAGGUGGCUGCGGCGGAGCCGGUUUCGCAUCUUUUCUUCUUCUUUCUUACCUGCCUCCUGUCAUCGCUCAGAAACCUCUGUUCCAGAAGUGGCAGUGAGGAAGACGUAGGAUAAAGAGAGAAAGGGAAGAGAACAAGCAGCCAGCAAUCUUGGCUGCAUGAGAGGGCACAAAAAGUGACCUGAAGAGAAAGGAUACCCUGAGGGCACCUGGGUUCAGACAGUGGAGAAUCCUCAUAAUAAAGACGAUCUUGGACCAGACCCAAUCUCUCACAGGGCUUAAAGAGAAAUAUUCAAAGGGAACCCAUGCUACCGGAAGAAAAAGGGACACCUGAACAAAGGAUAGGAGUGCACAUUUGCUUCCAGUCCUCAAUCCCCAACUGCUUCCAGGCUGAGGAAAAAGGCACUUCUUAGUAGCAACACUAACUGGAUCUCAGUUAAAGCUAAAGCUGGACUUAAGUCCUUUCUCAGAAGGAUUUUGAACUCAGUCUGCUUUUUCAUGCAGUUGAUAAGAUUUUUAAGUGGGGAGGAAAUAUUAAAUUCAGUGGUCAACAUUCUCUUAUUUUUUUUUAUUCCACCCACAUAUGUACUUAAUAGUAAAGGUCUCCCCUCCCCCAGUGAUAGAAUGGAAUGAGAAAUUUGUUAGUUAAUAGGUAUCUGUAAGCCCAGCUGAAAUCUUAACCCAUAAAAGUCCUUGGCUCUCUCCAUCCUUACCCAUGUCCUAGGAAUGUGACCUCCAUUGGUAAAGUCAGUAACCUGAAGAACAAAAUUGAUGAUACUUUGGGCUAAUUUUUAAGUUUAAUUACAAUUCUUAUCUAGUACCUGAUUUUUUUUUUUCUUUCUGGCCAGUUUAUUUCAGCAAUGUGCUUGUCUGAGACCUAUGAUGACAGGUUUCUUAGGUGCCUCUUGUGACUUGAAUGCAGAAUUUUGAUGAUAUCUGGCUAGGUAAAUUAGGAAAUACCUAAAGUACUUAUUAGGUCUGGUUAACUGUGUAGAGCUGACCCAAGAGCAGGCAAAUGGCUUCCAAGAGACAGUCUAGAAAAACAGCUCUGUAGCAGGCAUCUCUUGACACCACAGUAUAUUCUGAGUAGCUGCUCUGCAGUAAUGCAGCCCUGGCUUUCUGGGCAGUGUUGUUAUUCCUGCUGCAUAAUUAGCAACUAGUGAGAUCAUAGUCUGGGGAGAUUCUGGCAUUACUGAGGCAAAGCAGGGAGGUUUCGGAUCAUCACAUGUGGCUCCGGCUCUGACAGCGUUUCUGCUGAGCAGAUUCAUAUCCUUGGGAACUUAAGUCCAAAGAUGGAGGAGAAAGAUUUGUACCUGGGAAAUGGACUAUCCCAGACUCCUUGGUUGUGUGCCAGCAUGUUAAAAACACUGCCUGCUCUAUUAAUGUAACCGGAGUAAAUCGUCACUCCUUUUGCUAUUUGUCGUGCCCUUGCUGGUUUCUUUAUAGAGGGCAAAGGUUGUAAAGCUCAGUCUUCCUUGCACAGCGGAUGAGGGUAGGUCAGCUGAGCCCUGUUUUAUGGAGCAGUAGGCGAUUGGGAAAGAGUCUGGGUUUUGAAGCCAGUGCAGAUUCUAAUCUUCAGUCCAUUCUUUAGAACCCAGUUUGACCUCUUUAGGAGCCUGGUGAGACACUUUACAUUUGUGAAGAUCUGGGUAAAGCAUUUCCCUGACUGUCAAUGUACUUUGAAAUUGAAAGUCUAGAGCAGUAUUUCCCAAAGUGUGUUCCAAGGAUCACCUGCCCCCCAGGAUUCUCUAGAAACAAAGGGUUCCUUAAUCGUAUGUAGGGAACCCCUGCAUUCUGUUUCCUCCCACCCUUCACCAGCUUCAUUAGCAUAUUAAAAGCCUCUAAAGGGUCUGCCCAUAAGCAGUUUUCUAAAGUAUUUUGACGCAGCAGUCCUAUUCCCAUGUAAAAGCUAUUAAUAUCUAUGGAACUAGUUUAUUUACUGGAUACACUUUGGGAAAUGCCAGGCUAUAUUUCCACUAGGAAAAAUAAUUGGAUCUAGUCUAGGUUUAGGCACAGCCUAAUUCUGCCUUUGAUCCCCAGUCCCUCCUACUGGCCCCGUGGAGAGCUCUCCUGGGUGAGCAGAAGAGCAGCUACUGUUAUCCCAGGGCUAAUGAGGCCUAGAGCCCAGCUGGCUUGGAACCAGAGGCCGUCACUCCACUGGGAAAGGUGCUGCCGCUCCUCAUCUCGUUAUUCUGAGUGACUGAGGCUGGAGGGGCUGGGGAGAAACAAAAGUAGGAGUGCUGCCUGGAAUAAAGUAGAGAUGACCUCGUCACGAGAGAGCAGGCAUCAGUGCUAGCUCAGGUGCCUUCCUCAGCUGGAGAACUGCGUACAGAUGUGGGAGGGGUCUGUUUUAGGACAGGAAUGCUGAUUCCUCUUUUCCCCUGGGCAGAAUCCUAAUGCACCUGGCUAACUGGUGGUGAGCAGGGGCUUUGGGGCCAACGUGGUGGGCUCCCCAAGGAAACCCCUUUGAAACCAAUGGAUGCAUUCACGGGCUCGGGUCUCAAGAGGAAGUUUGAUGAUGUGGAUGUGGGCUCAUCAGUUUCCAACUCCGAUGAUGAGAUCUCCAGCAGUGACAGCGCUGACAGCUGCGAUAGCCUCAAUCCUCCCACAACUGCCAGCUUCACACCUACAUCCAUCCUGAAGCGGCAGAAGCAGCUGCGGAGGAAGAAUGUGCGUUUUGACCAGGUGACUGUGUACUACUUUGCCCGGCGCCAAGGUUUCACCAGCGUGCCCAGCCAGGGCGGCAGCUCUCUGGGCAUGGCCCAGCGCCAUAACUCUGUACGCAGCUACACACUCUGUGAGUUUGCUCAGGAGCAGGAGGUGAACCAUCGGGAGAUUCUUCGUGAACACCUGAAGGAGGAGAAACUCCAUGCCAAGAAGAUGAAGCUAACCAAGAACGGGACAGUGGAGUCGGUGGAGGCUGACGGCCUGACACUGGAUGAUGUCUCUGAUGAAGAUAUUGAUGUGGAAAACGUGGAGGUGGAUGAUUACUUCUUCCUGCAGCCUCUGCCCACCAAACGGCGACGGGCCCUGCUAAGGGCUUCUGGGGUCCACCGCAUUGAUGCUGAAGAGAAGCAAGAACUUCGAGCCAUCCGCCUGUCACGGGAAGAGUGUGGUUGUGACUGUCGACUGUAUUGUGACCCAGAAGCGUGUGCCUGUAGCCAGGCUGGGAUUAAAUGCCAGGUGGAUCGCAUGUCAUUUCCAUGUGGCUGCUCCCGGGACGGCUGUGGGAACAUGGCUGGGCGCAUAGAAUUCAAUCCAAUCCGGGUCCGGACUCAUUACCUCCACACCAUCAUGAAGCUGGAGCUGGAGAGCAAGCGACAGGUGAGCCGCCCGCCAGCUGCAGACGAGGAGCCCUCCCCCACUGCCAGCUGCAGCCUGGCAGCAGCACAGGGCUCAGAGACACAGGACUUCCAGGAGUUCAUCGCUGAGAAUGAGACAGCGGUGAUGCACCUGCAGAGCGCGGAGGAGCUGGAGCGGCUCAAGGCGGAGGAGGACUCGAGCGGCUCCAGCGCCAGCCUGGACUCCAGCAUAGAGAGCCUGGGCGUGUGCAUCCUGGAGGAGCCCCUGGCUGUUCCCGAAGAGCUGUGCCCAGGCCUCACAGCCCCCAUUCUCAUCCAGGCUCAGCUGCCCCCAGGCUCCUCUGUGCUGUGUUUUGCCGAGAACUCGGACCACCCGACCGCCUCAGCCAUGAACAACCCAUCCUACUUGAACAGUGGGCCCUUGGUCUACUACCAGGUGGAGCAGAGGCCAGUCCUGGGAGUGAAAGGAGAGCCUGGUACCGAAGAAGUCCCACCCUCAUUCCCCAAGGAGAAGGAUCUGAGUGUCUUCUCUCUCCCUGUUACCUCACUGGUGGCUUGCAGCCCCCCAGACCCGGCUGCCCUCUGUAAAUCAGAGGUGGGGAAAACACCCACUCUAGGAGCGCUGGCGCCCGAAGAUUGUAACCCCGAGGAGCCUGAGAAUGAAGACUUCCGCCACUCUUGGUCCCCCUCAAACCUCCCCUUGUGCACGGACGAUGCAGAGGGCUGUGUGGUGGAGAAGACUGCACAGCAGGGUGAGGACCGGCCCCCCGAAGAGCCUUCCCUGGAGCUCCCUCUGGCAGUGUGACACCAGGAUGGAGAGGAUGCCUCUUAACAGUCUCUAUUUAUUCCCUUAUUUUAUCUCACGCCAUUUCAAAAACAAAACUGUAGAAGCA
Messenger RNA from Hippopotamus amphibius kiboko, 5056 nucleotides. RefSeq names its product cysteine and serine rich nuclear protein 2 (gene CSRNP2). Gene Ontology annotation, cellular component: nucleus. Lineage: Eukaryota; Metazoa; Chordata; Mammalia; Artiodactyla; Hippopotamidae. Gene Ontology annotation, molecular function: DNA-binding transcription factor activity, RNA polymerase II-specific; sequence-specific DNA binding. The transcript has 5 exons. Gene Ontology annotation, biological process: regulation of transcription by RNA polymerase II. The coding region runs from base 3337 to 4968 and encodes 543 amino acids. The record is from RefSeq and is a predicted model, not a curated record.